CUUGAUAACUCUAGACAUAUUUCGCUAUUUUCAUGUUCUCUUUUUAUUUAUUUUUUAUUAUUUGCAUAUUUUUAGUCAUCAUAUUUUUUAAACAUUAUUCGAACUGCAAAAAAACAGGUUCACUUAAUAUCUAUUAAAAUUCCGCUUUUCAAAUAUAUUAUCAUCAAAAACAUAUCACUCUACUUAGCAUCAUUAAUGCUUCAAGUGGACACAGUGCUUACGUAACGAAGGUCAUCAAGAGUAGAUAUCACCAACAACAGUUCUAAACCAAUUCUAAGUCAAACUGUACAUACAGACAUUAAGUGUGACAUUGUGUCGUGAGCAUGAACCUACCACUUCUCUUUGGUGCUGGGCUGUGUUUUAUAUUCUGGUUAUAUAUAAAAUGGUUGAAAAUCAAGAGGUACUGGGCGGACCGUGGCGUUCCUCAUCUAACUCCAGUUCCAGUGCUAGGCAAUCUCACAUUCAUCCAGAGAGAAAAUGCUGGCCUUUGGUUUCGUCGAAUGAACCAACAGCUGAAAAGCCCGUACAUAGGUAUCUGGAUCCUCUGGAGACCUGGUAUCGUCAUCAACUCUUCAGAAAUUGCUCGCGACAUCCUAAUCAAGAAUUUUGGCAACUUCCGGAAUCGCUUCUUAAGCAGUGGCGAAACUGACCCUAUCGGAGGGCUUAAUUUGUUCACAGUAAAUGAUCCUAUCUGGUCCACGAUGCGAAAACAUCUUAGCGGCGUGUUCACAACCUCCAAGCUUAGGAUUCUUGAAGAUUUAAUGCAAACCAAAGCUAAGGAAUUGGUUCAGAGGAUCCACAACGAUCGCGACAUUAAGAUUCAUCUUAAGAACAUUCAAAACGAAAUUCAGUUUCUCCAGACACCUUCGACACUAUAUUCGGAACUAGCAAGACUGAAAAUGUACAUAGAUUAUACGACCGAUAUAAUUGGUUCAUCUGCGUUUGGUGUUAAAAGCGACGCGACCCUCACAGGUGUCGGACCUCUUAGGGAUGUCACAAAUGACUUCGCAACAUUUACCCUCUAUAGAGGCAUUUCAUGGUUUAGCAUAUUCUUUUUUCCAGAAAUUACCAACUUUUUUAGAUUCAAAUUAUUUCCUACGGCUGCAACGAGAUACUUUAAGGAAAUAUUUAAUUCCGUAAAACGACAACGUAAAACAAAUCAAGGAGAUGCUAAAGAUCUCCUUGAAAUUUUGAUUAAAAUUCAACAAGAAAAUGAAGGUUAUUCAGACGACCUUAUAAUUGCUCAAGCUGCUAUUUUCUUACAAGGUGGCUUUGAAACUUCAGGAACGGCUUUGAUGUUCAUUACAUAUGAACUGGCUUAUAAUCCUAUAUUACAGGAUAAAUUAUAUCAAGAAUUAUUCGAAGCCGCGCAACAAAAUGAAAGUGAAAAUUUUGAUACAAACAUACUAUCAAAUUUAACAUUUCUCAAUUGUGUUAUUAAAGGUAAAAUAUAUUUAUCAAAUACCACCACCGGCUACCAGUGGCCAUUGGUUAAAAUUGGUUCUAAUUCAGAAGGUCUUCGAAAAUAUCCAACAAUGGGUUGGCUUGACAGAAUAGCCACGAAAGACUACAAAAUAGAUGAAAAAUUAACAAUAGAAUCUGGUACCGUUGUUUAUAUCAAUAGUAUUGGGAUGCAUUAUGAUCCUAAAUACUUUCCUGAGCCUCACAGGUUCGAUCCUGAUAGAUUUCUACCAGAAAACAAAUCUAAAAUCGAACCAUACUCCUAUCUCCCAUUUGGAGACGGACCAAGAGGCUGUAUUGGCAAAAGGUUCGCUUUUAUGACAAUGCAAUUUGCCUUGGCGUCAGUCGUACAUAAUUACAACAUCAAACCUUGUCCGAACAUGCCUAACCCUGCAGAUAUUAAGAUGGAUAAGUGUGGGUUAUUGUUACUGCCCGGAGAAACGUUGAACGUUGAAUUCAUUCCAAGAAAAUAAAUAUUUAUUAGCAUUAUUUAAAUAAACAUUUGACAAAAGG
This is a messenger RNA of Nymphalis io (European peacock), 1974 nucleotides long. Its product is annotated as cytochrome P450 6k1-like. The transcript is spliced from 11 exons. Gene Ontology annotation, molecular function: iron ion binding; oxidoreductase activity, acting on paired donors, with incorporation or reduction of molecular oxygen; monooxygenase activity. Bases 324 to 1934 code for a protein of 536 amino acids. NCBI's taxonomy places the organism in Eukaryota, Metazoa, Arthropoda, Insecta, Lepidoptera, Nymphalidae. The record is from RefSeq and is a predicted model, not a curated record.